Messenger RNA from Nasonia vitripennis (jewel wasp), 3908 nucleotides. It is a transcript of the gene Reg-5, whose product is annotated as rhythmically expressed gene 5 protein. The transcript is spliced from 4 exons. Lineage: Eukaryota; Metazoa; Arthropoda; Insecta; Hymenoptera; Pteromalidae. The record is from RefSeq and is a predicted model, not a curated record. The coding region runs from base 1731 to 2495 and encodes 254 amino acids.
AAAUUCCAUAGAAAUUGGCAUUCAUCAGAAAUGCAACAGCCUUGAGCUUAAAAAACAAACAAUUUCUUCGUAGCUGGAAUAAAAACAGCGUUUCAACAACAGCUGGAAACGCCGAGAUCGACCGAUUAUUUUUCGCUAUUUUUAUCUUUUAGAAGUCUCUUGUUCCACUUGCAGAAAUAAUUGCAUUAGCAAAGCCAACCAUUUAUUGCAAGCCACGCGAGGCAAACAAAUAAAUAUCGUUUACCUUUGGUCUCAUGAUCGCGGUAACAACCUCGCAUGCUGCACCUGACUGUAUUAUAACGUAAAUAUAAAUGACACAUCCCACCGCGAAUACUAAAAUAACACCAGGAAGUCAAUGUCACGUUGUAGAACAAACACACAAAAACAUAUACAACCGCGCGAAAAUGUUUCUCUCUCCCGGUGUUAUGUUACAGUAUAAAGUUAUAAAUAUAGUCGCGAAGGAAGAGGAAAAAAGCUCUGAUGAAGAAUUGUAAUAAACCUCGGUGUUAUUUCUGCACCAAUACGAUAGACCUGAAAAUAAUCGUAUUAUAAUAUAACUCGCGUACGACUAAUAACCGCUAAGUGGCGGCGCGCAACGAGACGAAAGGAUUCUCUCUCUCUCUCUCUCUCUCUCUCUCUCUCUCUCUCUCUCUCUCUCUCUCUCGCGGCUCCAAUUCAUUAGCACUAUCGCGCCAAUAUCGUCAUUACAAUUUCUCCACGUGCUCACGGAGAGCACCAGGGUAUAAAAAUGUAGCACACGCAGCGGGCCGCGCAUGAUGUGUGAAAAUCGUAAAAAUAGCCUUAACUCAUUCGCGCGCAUCCAUCAGAGCGAGAGAUCCCCCGAGUAAGUAUCUACAUGGAAAACCGUUUGCGCACACCUUGUGCCUCAUUACGCUAAAAGCAGCUCACGGAAUCAUCAUCUCCAUUUUCGUUCGAGUUCGAGAUCGAUCCAUCAGCGGCAUUAUACAAGCUCCGCUUUUUAGCUCGCGAGAGCGUACUUAUGUCAGUCGCUAUAAUAAUGAUCAAAAGCGUAUCUCUAUAUCCGUUCGGGGAAAACCAAGAGAGCGAGUCUCGCUAUUUUUCCCACCCUCGAGUCGAAAAAAGAGACGAGGAUCGCGCGCAUAAACAAGCCCGCGUAUCGCACACGACACGCUCAUCUCUCUCUCUCUCUCUCUCUCUCUCUCUCUCUCUCUCUCUCUCUCUCUCUCUUUGGCGCCGUGGACGAUUAGUGGAGGGAAUACGUUGCUCUCUCUCUCUCUCUUUUGCGCGCUGGGACUCACGGUGGGGAUCCUCACUUGAUCCGCGGGCAUAAAACGAACGGCUUGCGUGCCGCUGCUCAGUUGACUUUCGAGAACCGAUAGCGAACGCUUGUAACACACUUCUUCUUCCUCUUCUUCUUGAACCGCUGCAGUGAUCGACUUUUUCUUCGAUUCACCGUUACACAUCAGGCCGUACCUCUGCUGUGCUUCGAAAGAUUGUGUUUGUGUGACUUUAGACAGCCGAAAUAAGGACGCUUUUACUUUUUCUUUCGCCAAGAGAGAGAGAGAGAGAGAGGGAGACUUUUGUGAUCAGUGAAGCGGAUCGAGAUCUCGAUUUGGAAGCGUUCCCAAUUUUUUUCUUCCCUCGUACCAAGAGAGCGAGAGCAUUUCCUCUGCGCCAUUGUUCCGGCUGCUAGGAGGAGAUUUUUGGAUUUCGCUUCGUUGGGAGGAAUCAGAGAGAAGAAGAGCGACAUGACGGGGAGCAAUUGCCGGGGAAGCUUAGCGAUCGCGCUUGCGGCCGCCGUGCUCGUCUGCUGCAUCGCACGUGCUUGCGGCUCCGCUAUUCCCAUGUGGGAGUUCCUCACCAGGGAGGAGAAGAUGAGUCACCUGUACCGCAUCUUCAGCCAAGAAGUGGCGCAGUACUGCUCGGAGUCGAGCAAGCCCGACUGCAACAAGAACCUGCUGGUCACUGGACUCAAGAACUUGGCCCACAUCGACGACGACAAGCUCGAUGAGAUGGAUCCCUACCAGCGCGGCGCCAAAGAUAUCAUUUGGAGAGCCAUGGUCGGCAACAACAGGCAGACGGCCUCGCGCCUCGGUCAGCACACCUUCCACACGACUGCCGAUGCCGAUCCGCUAGCCGUCGGCGACAACGAGCUCCCGCAGGAAUCGAGCUCCAACUACGACUACGUCCACCCGUCGGAGCACACCGGUCCCUACCUCACGGGACCGAUGGUGAUCCGCGUCUACCCCGACGGCCGUCCGGUACCAAAUGACGCUCAGCGUCCUCUGCCCAAGGACGAGGACAUCGAGGACAUCCGCUAUGACACUCGCCUGCCCAGCAUCAUGGAUCUCGAGGCCGCGAAGAAGUCGUCGGCAAGCGAACCCGCGACCGAGAUGCUGCCGCCCAGGAAGACUCUGAGAUCGGCAAGCCUCUACCGAUUCAUGCCGCCCGCCAGGUUCUACGCGCGCAUCAGCAGACCCAACAACCUGCUGAUCCGCGAGAGAUUCUACUGAAGCAAACGGGAUCUCUUUCACUCGACAGGAGCAAAGACUGAUGAAUCGACGUGUCCCUGCGCGGACACUCGAUCGAAAGAGAACUAACAAUUCAACGCAUAGAGGCUUCACUCGCUCGACAUCGGCUGCGAGCGUUUCGCUCGUCUUUGUUUUAAUUCGGAAUCAAAAGGCGGCGGCAGCGGCGGAGGGAUCGACGAAAAAAAACUUUCACGUGGAAAGGGCAGACAAUGGAGCCGAAGAAAGGAGAGUAUGACGGAUCGAGCCGAACGGACGAGCACGGCAUACCGAUGUGUAUGCGUGCCUGCGUCUCUCUCUCUCUCUCUCGCUUUGGAUGCACGUGAAAGUUCCGCGAGUCAGGAGAAAGAGCACUCAUUUCCAAUUCAAUCAUGAUCCGCUCGAUCUUCGUUAUGCACGUGGAUACCCUCGGGCUUUUUCCUUGGAACGUGGCCAUCGAGCUCUUGUAAAUAUCAUCCUCAUAGCCAUCAUCAUGCAUAUUGUAAAUAGCCGCUUCAUCGUCAUCAUCGCGUUACACACUUCGUUUGUAUUAUUUCGUAUGUAUAGUCUGUAUGUACAAGGGGCUCGCUCAUAGUACAUGUAUGCGUGAGUCUUGUGUGUGUGAUAAAAAUAGCGCGCGCUUGGUGAAAUUUUUCGUUUUUGCGCUGAAAGAAAGCUUUUUCACGCUUCGUUGUAACUCGCGGCCAAUACGAGUGAGGAGUUAUCCGGCGCCAGCUGUUUUUUUGAAUAUUUACGGAAAAACAGACUGGCCGCUCACAAUGGACGGAGCGAUUGUUAUUUAAACAAAACGCGCUCGAAAGUCGUUUGUUAUCGCUACAGCCGCUAUACGUAUAGCCUGCUUUUAACUUUGGGCCACUGCGGAGCACAAUUGAGUUGCGCCGCGUGUGCGUGAGUGUAUAGGCGAAACAAGAUUUUUUACCGCGCGAGUGCAAUUGGUCGCCUCGUUUUACUUUGUCCGACAAACGAGAAAUGGACGCGAGCCGUACUGUUUCUUUUUCCGUUGCGACCGAGUGUGAAAAGAGAGAAACAAAAGGGCUGCUGCAUGCUCGCUGAUGUUCGAGCACUUUUUCGCGUCAUGUGUCGUCGUGGCGCGAGAAAAGUGCGCGAUUGUCGAAUGCAAGAACUAAAGAGCAACAAACGAUCGAUUAAGCCUCGUCCGUAUCGCGGCUACUUUAAUGUGAUGUCAUCCCAGAUGUAUUAUUAGCUUUAGCGUGUUUUAUUUUUCUUCGUAAAUUAUUGCAACUAAUUUUUAAGCUGUAUUAUUGUAUAAUGUGUAUUGGCGUUAUUGUUUGUUUUUUCUACGAUUCGCGCGCAGUCAGAUUUCUAUGUAUACAGAUAGUACACGUCAGUGCGAGUUAUGGAAUCGACAAGAAUAAAACGAUUAAAUUGAAAAACAUA